AUGAAUAAUACAGCAAUUGCUUAAAUUAGAAAAUUACAAAUUGGGGAAAAUAGAUAUUGCUUUGAGUGUUAAUCAGCAAGUCCAACUUGGGCCAGCUUACCUUAUGGAAUAUACCUUUGCUAUAAUUGUUCAGGGCUACAUAGAGGGAUGGGUGUCCAUCUUACAUUUGUAAGAUCAAUUGAAAUGGAUUCCUGGACUGAUAAAUAAUUGGCUAUGAUGCAUUUAGGUGGAAAUUAAGAGUUAAGAAUCUUUUUUCAAUCACAUGGAAUUUAAAUUACAGAUUCUAACAAAUGGAAAACAAAUGCUGCUCAUUACUAUAGAGAAAAAGUAAUGUUUUAAUUCUCAUAUUAUUUAGAUGAGGGCGUUAGUUAACGAAACUUAAGUGCCUGAAGAGCCUGAUGAUUGGACAGCGAUACAAGAAAUUCCAAAACCAUAAAUUUAAUAAUAGUAAGUUAAAAUAUAACAAGACCCUCCUUCUACUCAAGAAUCAUAAAAUGUACUUUAUUGUUCCCUAAUAAUAGUUUUGGGAAUAAGCAACUAAAUCUACUAAAGAAGCAUUUGCAAAGAUAGAUGAAAAAAUAUCUAAAGUUUAAAUAAAAGAAGAGGCAGUUUAAUUAGGAUAAUAAAUUACAGCAAAAUCUAAAUAACUUGGAGUAAAUUCUUAUCUAAAUAAAUAGGAAAAAUCUACUAAGAUAGCAGAUAAGGCAUUAAAGAGCAUAAAAAGUGGAUUUAAUGAGGCAUUUGGAUUUAUAAAAUCAAAAGCUGAUCAGGUAAUAGGUAAAGAAAAAUAAACGGAGUCAGAAUAGUAGUAAUAAUAAUAAUAAUAAUAAUAAUAAUAAUAAUAAUAAUAAUAAUAAUAAUAAUAAUAAUAAUAAUAAUAAUAAUAAUAAUAAUAAUAAUAAUAAUAAUAAUAAUAAUAAUAAUAAGAUAGCUAAAUUCGAGAUAAUUAAUAAUAACUUUAUUAAUUUUAAAUAGAUAGUUAAAGUUAAAAGGAGCCUUAAGAUUUAUUUUAUUUUGA
Molecule: messenger RNA, 1018 nt
Organism: Paramecium primaurelia
Lineage: Eukaryota; Ciliophora; Oligohymenophorea; Peniculida; Parameciidae
Source: the annotation of a GenBank genome assembly